AUGGUGGUCUUCAUGGGCCUCAUCGUCCCUCUUCCGUUUACCAUCAAGCGCAAGCUAUUCACAUUCAUCUCAGAAAGUCCCAUAGUAGCGAAAUUACAAUAUGGGUUAAAGAUCACGUUUAUUUUUAUCUUGAUUCUUUUCAUUGACAGCGUCAACCGCGUCUACCGUGUGCAGCUGGAGCUUGCCUCCUUCUCCCGGGAAGGCAAUCCUAUGGGAGCCGCUGCACUUGGCACAGAUCGGAUGGAAGUCCAGGCUCGGAAGUUCUAUUCCCAGCGCAACAUGUACCUUUGCGGCUUCACGCUCUUCCUGUCUCUCAUCCUCAACCGCACCUAUACCAUGAUCCUCGAGGUUCUCCGUCUUGAGGACCGCGUCAAGCACCUCGAAGGUGACAAGAGAGCCGGUGGCAAGGACUCCGCACGUCUCGCCCAGGCUGGAGAUAUCGGAGAGAUCGGACGUCUCAGGGAGGAGCUCGAGGCCAAGAACCGCGACAUUGAGACUCUGAAGAAGCAGUGUGAGGGACUCACCCGCGAGUAUCACAGCCUAGGCGACAAGGUUGCUGGCACUACCACCGACGGUUCCAAGAAGGAUCUGUAA
Messenger RNA from Aspergillus clavatus NRRL 1, 594 nucleotides. Its product is annotated as putative BAP31 domain protein. The record is from RefSeq and is a predicted model, not a curated record. Gene Ontology annotation, biological process: intracellular protein transport; endoplasmic reticulum to Golgi vesicle-mediated transport. Bases 1 to 594 code for a protein of 197 amino acids. Lineage: Eukaryota; Fungi; Ascomycota; Eurotiomycetes; Eurotiales; Aspergillaceae. The transcript has 3 exons. Gene Ontology annotation, cellular component: endoplasmic reticulum; endoplasmic reticulum membrane.